Molecule: messenger RNA, 1918 nt
Organism: Dendroctonus ponderosae (mountain pine beetle)
Lineage: Eukaryota; Metazoa; Arthropoda; Insecta; Coleoptera; Curculionidae
Product: protein transport protein Sec61 subunit alpha
Exons: 5
Coding region: 151-1581 (476 amino acids)
Biological process (GO): SRP-dependent cotranslational protein targeting to membrane, translocation; post-translational protein targeting to membrane, translocation
Cellular component (GO): Sec61 translocon complex; membrane
Molecular function (GO): transmembrane protein transporter activity; ribosome binding; signal sequence receptor activity
Source: RefSeq, a predicted model, not a curated record
UGUUCGACGUGCAAGCCAAAAAUCUUUCAAAGUACCGUACAAAAAGCAUUGGCGAAUGCCACUUUCUCGAGUCUCAGCCCCAUUAAAACACCGUAGACGUACGAAAACGAUCAUUUAUUCCAAGUGCCGUUGGUUCUAAAGCCCUUCGAAAUGGGGAUAAAAUUCUUGGAGGUGAUCAAGCCGUUCUGCAGCAUUUUGCCUGAAAUUGCCAAACCAGAACGAAAGAUCCAAUUCAGGGAGAAGGUGUUAUGGACUGCAAUCACACUGUUUAUCUUCUUAGUAUGCUGUCAGAUUCCACUUUUCGGAAUAAUGAGUUCAGAUUCAGCGGAUCCGUUCUACUGGAUUCGAGUUAUCCUGGCCUCAAACCGAGGAACGCUUAUGGAACUGGGUAUUUCACCAAUUGUCACGUCUGGACUGAUUAUGCAGUUGUUGGCCGGCGCAAAGAUUAUUGAAGUCGGCGACACCCCCAAGGACAGAGCUCUGUUCAAUGGGGCGCAAAAACUGUUUGGAAUGGUUAUCACCGUGGGACAAGCGAUCGUGUAUGUAAUGACGGGAAUGUAUGGCGACCCGGCUGAAAUUGGAGCUGGAGUGUGUCUACUGAUCAUCAUUCAACUGUUUGUGGCGGGUCUGAUUGUGCUUUUACUCGAUGAGCUGUUGCAAAAAGGAUACGGAUUGGGCUCGGGUAUAUCGCUGUUCAUUGCCACCAAUAUCUGCGAAACCAUCAUCUGGAAAGCAUUCUCGCCAGCCACAGUCAACACUGGAAGAGGAACCGAAUUUGAGGGAGCCGUCAUUGCGUUGUUCCACUUGCUCACCACCCGCCAAGACAAAAUCCGAGCGCUCCGUGAGGCGUUUUAUCGCCAAAACUUGCCUAAUCUCAUGAACCUGCUGGCCACUGUCCUGGUGUUUGCUAUAGUGAUAUACUUCCAAGGAUUCAGAGUGGAUUUGCCAAUCAAGAGCGCCAGAUACCGCGGCCAAUACUCCAGCUACCCGAUCAAGCUUUUCUAUACUUCGAAUAUCCCCAUCAUUCUCCAGUCCGCUUUGGUGUCGAACUUGUACGUAAUUUCGCAGAUGUUGGCCGUGAAGUUCCAAGGAAACAUCCUGAUUAACUUGCUGGGAGUUUGGGCGGAUGUUGGAGGCGGCGGUCCAGCCAGGUCUUACCCAAUUGGAGGUUUAUGCUACUAUCUUUCACCCCCCGAGAGCGUUAGUCACAUUUUAGAAGAUCCAGUACAUGCUCUGCUCUACAUCGUCUUCAUGUUGGGAUCCUGUGCCUUUUUCUCCAAAACUUGGAUCGAAGUGUCGGGCAGUUCAGCCAAAGACGUAGCCAAACAGCUCAAAGAACAACAGAUGGUGAUGAGAGGACAUCGGGACAACUCAAUGAUCCACGAACUGAACCGCUACAUUCCAACUGCUGCAGCUUUCGGUGGUCUCUGUAUCGGCGCUUUGUCCGUUUUGGCCGACUUCUUGGGCGCAAUCGGUUCGGGCACGGGUAUUCUACUGGCCGUUACCAUCAUCUACCAGUACUUCGAAAUCUUCGUCAAGGAACAAAGUGAAAUGGGUGGAAUGGGAGCGCUUUUGUUCUAAGGCCCUUGACUGAGCCGCGUGUGAUGUUGGUGCCCAAGACGCAAAUGUGUGUGUGCGAUUAGUAAUAUUUUUCAAUAGAUUCUAGAUAGGUGUAAUAUACUGCAAGGGUGUAUACAAUUCUGUACAAAGUACAUGUUUUUUUGUACUGGACUUGUUACGAACGAAAAAUAUAUUUUCAUUGUAUAUUUACAUGCUUUUGCGUUUGGUAAGUUAGUUGUAUUUUUUAUUUUUACAUCAUUGUCAUUAUGAUUGCAUAUCCAUACGGUUGUGUAUGAGUUUCUCGUGUAUGAGGAGUAAUUUAUUGAAUAAAGUUAAUUUUAUGACAAUUUUUCAUAAA